This is a messenger RNA of Penicillium oxalicum, 1431 nucleotides long. RefSeq names its product ammonium permease MEP2. Gene Ontology annotation, biological process: ammonium transmembrane transport. Gene Ontology annotation, cellular component: plasma membrane. Gene Ontology annotation, molecular function: ammonium channel activity. Bases 1 to 1431 code for a protein of 476 amino acids. Lineage: Eukaryota; Fungi; Ascomycota; Eurotiomycetes; Eurotiales; Aspergillaceae. The record is from RefSeq and is a predicted model, not a curated record. The transcript has 6 exons.
AUGUCGGCGUAUCCAGUGCCUUACAAUGGCACCAUCAGCACGGGGGGAGACUCGUUGACAGAGGAUUUGAACAUUUAUUACAAUGCGGGUGACAUUGCGUGGGUUGUGACCUCAUCUGCCUUGGUCUUGUUGAUGAUUCCCGGUGUAGGCUUCUUCUAUUCCGGUCUCGCGCGCCGCAAGUCGGCCUUGUCUCUGAUAUGGCUGUCUAUAAUGUCAGUUGGUGUGAUCUCAUUCCAGUGGUUUUUCUGGGGAUACUCUUUGGCCUUCUCCCACACAGCUGGAAGUUUCAUUGGUGAUCUGGCGAACUUUGGCAUGAAGGAUGUGUUGGCGGCACCCUCCGUCGGCGGUACCAAGGUGCCAGAUCUUCUAUUCGCCAUCUUCCAGGGCAUGUUUGCUGCAAUUACUGUCGCUCUUGCCGUCGGUGCCGUAGCGGAGCGUGGCCGCAUGCUGCCCUGUAUUAUCUUCAUGUUCGUCUGGUCCACCGUUAUCUACGACCCAAUUGCCUGCUGGACCUGGAACUCUUCUGGUUGGGUCUUCAAGCUGGGUGGUCUCGACUUUGCUGGCGGUACCCCUGUCCAUAUCGCUUCUGGCUCUGCUGCUCUCGCCUACUCCUUGAUGCUGGGUAAGCGUCGUGGUCAUGGCACUCACGAGCUCAACUACCGCCCUCACAAUGUGACUCACGUCGUGAUUGGUACUGUCUUCCUUUGGGUUGGCUGGUUUGGCUUCAACGCUGGCUCCGCCCUGUCAGCAAACUUACGUGCUGUCAUGGCUGCUGUGGUGACCAACCUGGCCGCCUCUGUUGGUGGUGUCACCUGGUGCCUGCUUGAUUACCGCCUGGAGCGCAAGUGGUCUACUGUCGGAUUCUGCUCCGGCGUCAUUGCUGGUCUUGUCGCUAUCACGCCAGGCUCAGGCUACGUCACUCCUUGGGCUGCAUUUGUCUUCGGCGUUGUCGGUGCCAUUGCCUGCAACUAUGCCACCAAGUUGAAGUUCCUGCUUCAGGUUGACGAUGCCUUGGAUAUCUUUGCCGUCCACGGGAUUGGCGGUCUUGUUGGUAACCUUUUGACUGGUCUCUUUGCCGCCGAUUACAUUGCGCACUUGGAUGGUGCCACUACGAUUCCGGGUGGCUGGAUCAACCACAACUGGAUUCAACUGGGCUACCAGCUUGCUGACUCGGUCACUGGAUUCGCCUACUCCUUUGUCGGCACUUGUAUCAUUCUAUUCAUCAUGAACCUCAUUCCGGGCUUGAGCCUACGUGCCCCUGAGGAGGAUGAGAUUAUGGGCAUUGAUGACGCCGAGAUUGGCGAGUUCGCCUAUGAUUAUGUUGAGGUGACUCGCGAUAUCAUUAAUGGAGUUGAGGGCAGCGAUGCUGGUUCCAAGCGUACUAUGACUCCCACUGGAGAGCACGGCACGACCAUUGACACCAAGGCUUGA